This is a messenger RNA of Phyllopteryx taeniolatus (common seadragon), 4838 nucleotides long. RefSeq names its product voltage-dependent calcium channel subunit alpha-2/delta-4-like. Lineage: Eukaryota; Metazoa; Chordata; Actinopteri; Syngnathiformes; Syngnathidae. The record is from RefSeq and is a predicted model, not a curated record. Gene Ontology annotation, molecular function: voltage-gated calcium channel activity. The coding region runs from base 181 to 3558 and encodes 1125 amino acids. Gene Ontology annotation, cellular component: voltage-gated calcium channel complex. The transcript is spliced from 41 exons.
GAGCAUCCGUCCAAUGAGGCGCUCCCGUCAGUCUCGUCCCGCCCGCCCCUCGCUGCCGCAGAAGAGGUUUUUUUAAUCCAAGUGGAUUAUGUUGCAAAUUGGGUGAGCUGCUGCAAAAUCUCCAGCGAGACGCCGGAAGCCGCGUCCGCCCUCUCGCUUCCAGAACCGCGAGCCGACGUCAUGAGGAAGAACUCGCCGGAACCCGGAAGACGAGGCGGCAAGAACGGGCCGACUGUUGAAGAUCUCCAGGACGACGGAAGCAGAAUGGCGAACAGGUCCAAACCGCACCGAGUUCUAGGAUUCUUCUUCCUGUGGAUCGGCGUUCAAGCGCAGAUGAAGAUACCGCCAGAGAUUGUGCAGCAGUGGGCGUCCAUCUUCUCGUCGCAGCUUCGAGAUCUUUCCACCAAAUAUUCGGGAUCUCUUCUCCUGCAGAAGAAACUGAAGGACGUGGAGCCCAUCGUCAAGAUGGUGGACGUGGACGGAGGCGAUCUGGUCAAGGAUUACGCAGACCAGAUCGAACGCAUGCUGGGCAGCAAAAUGAAGUCGGUCAAGCGGUUAGCCGAGUCUGCGGAAGACGCCGACCUCUACCACGAUUUCAACGCGUCCUUAGAGUUCGACUACUACAACUCGAUGCUGAUCAACACGGCGGACGAGGACGGCAACUUCGUGGAGCUGGGCGGCGAGUUCCCGCUGGAGGACAACGAGCACUUCGACAAGAUGCCCGUCAACACCCAGCAGAGCACCAUCCAGGUGCCCACCAACGUCUACAACAAAGACCCCGACAUCCUGAACGCCAUCUACAACUCGGAGGCCCUCAACGACGUGUUCGUGGGAAACUUCCAGAAGGACCCCACGCUCACCUGGCAGUACUUCGGCAGCUCCACGGGCUUCUUCAGGAUCUACCCGGGCAUCAAAUGGACUCCGGACACCAACGGCGUGGCGGCCUUCGACUGCAGGAACCGAAACUGGUACAUCCAGGCGGCGACGUCGCCCAAGGACAUCGUCGUCAUGGUGGACAUCAGCGGCAGCAUGAAGGGCCUGAAGAUGACCAUCGCCAAGCACACCAUCAACACCAUCCUCGACACGCUGGGCGAGAACGACUUCGUUAACGUCAUCGCCUACACAGAUUACGUGCGCUACGUGGAGCCGUGCUUCAAAGGAACGCUGGUCCAGGCCGACCUGGACAACAGGGAGCACUUCAAGAUGCUCGUGGACGAGCUCCACGUGAAAGGGGAAGCGAAGAUCAAGAACGCCAUGAAAGAAUCCUUCAAGAUCCUCAACGAGGCGCGCGUGAACGGGCAGGGCAGCAUGUGCAACCAGGCCAUCAUGCUGAUCACCGACGGCGCCAUGGAGGACUUUCGCUCCGUCUUUGAGGAGUUCAACUGGCCCGACCGCAGGGUGCGCGUCUUCACGUAUUUGAUUGGCAGGGAGAUGACCUUUGCCCAAAACACAAAGUGGAUCGCGUGCAACAACAAAGGCUACUACACGCACGUGUCGACGCUGGCCGACGUUCAGGAGAACGUGAUGGAGUAUCUGCACGUGCUGAGUCGUCCGAUGGUCAUCAACCACGAUCACGACAUCAUCUGGACCGAAGCCUACAUGGACACGGUGCUUCCCAAAACUAAGGAGCUGUUCAACACCAAGGCCCAAAGUCUGCUGCUCAUGACGUCGGUGGCCAUGCCCGUCUUCAGCAAGAAGAAGGAGACGCUGUCCCACGGGAUCCUGCUGGGCGUGGUGGGCACCGACGUUCCCCUCACGGAGGUCAUGAAGCUGGCGCCCAGAUACACGCUGGGCGCUCACGGCUACGCCUUCCUCAUCACCAACAACGGUUACAUCCUGGCGCACCCCGACCUCCGACCUCUGUACAAGGACGGCAAGAAGCUGAAGCCCAAGCCCAACUACAACAGCGUGGAUCUGUCCGAGGUGGAGUGGGAGGACGCCGACGAGACGCUGAGGACGGCCAUGGUGAGGGGCGAGACGGGAAGCCACAGCCUCAACGUCAGAGCGUCCGUGGAGAACGGGAGGCGACCUCUCUUCCUGGUCAAUGAAUAUUUCUACACAAACAUUGACGACACUCCUUUCAGCUUCGGCAUGGUGCUGACCCGAGGUCACGGGAAGCUCAUGUUCGUGGGCAACGUGUCGGUGGAAGAAGGGCUCCAUGACCUGACCUCUCCGGACCUCAGCAUCGCCUCAGAGUGGACGUACUGCGAGACGGACAUCGACCCCGCCCACCGCAAGUUCACGCAGCUGCAGGCGGCCGUCCGCUACCUGCUGGGCAAGGAGCCCGACCUGGAGUGCGACGAGCUGCUGCUUCAGCAAACGUUGUUUGACGCGGUGGUGACGGCGCCCAUGGAGGCUUACUGGAACGCCAUCGUGCUCGACGACAGGGUGGAGCCCGGCGUGGAGACAGCCUUCCUGGGCACGCGCGCCGGCCUGAUGAGGAUCAUGAGAUACGCCGGCGUGGAGACGCGCGUGGCAAAGAAGUUCUUGACCCCGGUGGACAAGGACAACCUGUUCACGGUGGACCACUUCCCGCUCUGGUACCGACUGGCCGCAGAGAACCCGGCCGGAAGUUUCUUCUACUACCCCGUCAACGACAAAGGUCAAGGGGUGAAGUUCGUGGUGGCCACCACGUCGGUCACCGUGUCGGCGCAAGGGAAGACGGCCAUGGCCGGAGCCGUGGGCCUGCAGAUGUCCUUGGACUUACUGGAGAAGACUUUCUGGGCCAUCACCAAGCAGGCAAGCGACACAGAUUGUUCCAACAUCGAAGGAUUGUGUCCCCUCAGCUGUGAGAGUGAUGACCUCAGGUGUUUGUUGGUGGACAAUCACGGUUUCAUCCUGCUGUCCAAGGAGAGGAAGGAGGUGGGCCGCUUCCUGGGCGAGCUCGACGGCAGCGUGAUGUCGACGCUCAUCAAGAUGGGGAUGUACAAAAAAGUGUCACUGUUCGACUACCAGGCGAUGUGCAAGAACAGCCACCACCACGCCAGCGGCGCUCGGACUCUGCUCGGCCCCUUCUACGUGGCCGCGGCGAUCGCCCGAUGGAUCUUUUCCAACGCGCUCAUGUUCUUGUUGGACCUGAACUUGUGCGGUUUGUGGCACUCGGACUACUUUGUGGACGCCAAGGCUGGAUAUCACACCACUCACAAGCAGAAGAAGGUGGAGGCUCUGGUUCCCUGCGAGACGGCGUAUCCCGGCUUCACGUACGACACGUCCAUCAAGGAGGCCAACAGCAUCAUCAAAUGCGGACGCUGCCAAAAGAUGUUUGUGGUGCAGCAGGUUCCCGACACCAACUUGCUGCUGGCGGUGACCGAAGCAAACUGCGACUGUUCCCGCCAGUACGGACCCAUCCCGCUGGAGCCCAAAGAGAUCAAAUAUAUCGCCACCGUCAAGUGCAACCGGAUGAAGUCGCAGAAAGUGCGCAGGCGCCCCGAGUCCUGCCACGCCUACCACCCCAAGGAAAACGCAAAGGAUUGUGGGGGCGCCUGCAGCAUCAGCCUGUCAAUCAAGCUUUUCUCCGCCUCCCUGCUCCUUUCUGGGUCCCUCCUCCGCAUGACGUAGCCACAGCGACUGGCCAAUAAGGAGGCGGCGGUGGGUCCUGAAGCAGGAAGUAGAUUUAUUUGGGGAGAUGGAGACAGACCUCGUUUCCUGUCAGCAGGGGAAGAUUUCGCAAGAAAAGCAGAGCAGCUUGUUGCCGUGACGGGAGACAUUUUGGGAGAAACUAUGGCGCCCUCUGCUGGAUAGAUUUGAUCUAAGCCUUUACUUCUUCUGGAGCAGGCUAAAUGUUUUUUUUCUUAACAUUGCUUAAUGGAAACUAUAUUUGAGUAGCUAGAAAAUUCAUUACAUAAAACCAAUGUAUUUAUAUCUAAAUUUUAAAUUAGUCAUUUUAAUCCUACAAGAAUCAUUUUAGUGGACAAGUUGUUUUUCUUUGUGAAAUAAGGUCUUUUUAAUAACAAAAAAAAUUAUGUGAGCUGUUUUUUUUAAGAAUUUGACAAAAGUUAAAAAUGUAUGUCUGACAAAAUAAGUAAUGAUCCAAUGAAAACAUCCAUCCAUCCAUUUUCUUUACUGCUUCUCCUCACGCCGGUCGCGGGAGUGCUGGAGCCUAUCCCAGCUAUCUUGGGGUGGGAGGGCGGUUACACCCUGGACUGGUCGCCAGCCAAUCGCAGGGCACAUCAAAACAAACAACCAUACACACUCACACCUACGGGUAAUUUCGAGUCCUCAAUCAACCGAGCACGCAUGUUUUUGGGAUGUGGGAGAACAUGCAAACUCCACACAGGCGGGGCUGGGAUUUGAACCCCGGUCCCCAGAAAUGUGAGGCAGAUGUGCUAACCCUCUGUGCCGGCCCAAUGAAAACAAUGAUCAGGAAAUCACUAACUUGUACAAGAAUAAAGUGGGAUUUUCCAAGAAGCUGAAAUUGUACUUGACGAGCUUCAUACAAAAAAGUCAAUCUUAUGAAUGUCAGAAAUGUAGUUUGUUGAAAAAUGUUUUUUUUCUUAAUGUAAAAAGGCUCAAUUUUACACAAAGUUGAAGUUUUCAAAAAGUUAGAAUUGUAGAUGUUUUUUUAUUUUAAAAAAAGUAUUGUUAAUAGCAACAUUUGAAUGCAAUUCUGUAAUUCAUUCUGGGGAUAAAACGUCAUAAUACGACAGACAAAUGUAUUUUCUUUGAUAAAAACAAAGUACUUUUGGACAAAAAAAAAAAAAAUCAAUCAAGUCAAGAAGAAAGCAGAAUGUUCUGGUCAGUGUAAAAAUGUUUAGUUUAGACCACUGAUGUUUUAUUCAGGAAUUCAGAAUCCAAAAUGACAACUCUGAAUAAAUAAAUAAAUAAGCAUGAAUUUUAAA